AUGUCAUCUCAUGUCACUCUUGGAUUUACGUGUAAAACACUCGCGAAAGUCCAUGAUCCCCAUGCUUUCUUAUCAGCACCACCUUCGUCCAAUCAGACGCUUCUCUCAGGCCAAUUAAUUGUGUUGACCAACCGGAGGCGUCUGACGACCAGGAUCAUCAAUCAUCAGGGCAUUCUUCGUACAUCAGUCGCACCUCAACCAUCAUCGUCCCCUCAUCCACCAUUCACCUCGACCAGCUGUUUCCGCUUGGCCCAUAACGAGCAUUCGCAGAGAUCGAGCCGUGACUCGUUGAACGCUUUCACCCCCAGAGAGAGGCACGAAGAACGCACGACAGUGAUAGCUCUCCUUCACCGACUCGACUUGGUACGGCUCGCCCCCUCACCUCCACAGACCCAGUUCUCCAGGACAUCACACGCAAUUUUCGGCGGAGAAGGGAGGAUCUUGAAAACUCACGAGACGCUCAACCAACGUUCCAGAGAGCGUUCGAUUCCCACGUACCCGUGA
Molecule: messenger RNA, 504 nt
Organism: Sodiomyces alkalinus F11
Lineage: Eukaryota; Fungi; Ascomycota; Sordariomycetes; Glomerellales; Plectosphaerellaceae
Exons: 3
Coding region: 1-504 (167 amino acids)
Source: RefSeq, a predicted model, not a curated record